UCGAUUCGGCGGAGAUCCAUGUACCUCUCUUGCCGGGCCGUAUUUUCUUCCAGGCCGCGAGGAGACAGAAACGCUCGGCCCGCCAAAGGACCGGGAGGCCCGAACUGCCGCGGCCCGCUGCCAGUCAGUCACUCACACCGCCCCUUCCUCCUCCUCUUCUCCGGCGGUUCUCCCCGGCUCCCAUGCGCCGCUGUCCCGUCCCGCCCGGCGGGUCGCCGGAGGGUUCGACGCCGCUGCGGCGCUGCCGGUGCUAGUGCCAGUUCCAGCCCCGCCGCCGCCUCGUCCACUCCGCCUCUAAAACCCGACGCGGUGGGAGCUCCACAAGUGCCGUCAGGCUGGACCUCGAAGCAAGCAUCGACCAGGGGACAGACUUGGCUGAUGAGCAACAGAAGAAGGGUAGCAUUUGGGAGCUCGUCAGCGAGGCUCAGUCGGAGCAAUCUGUCCUUCAUGACCACCAGAAUGCAGCUAUGUCCGAGUACAUCACCUCUACAUAUGGAGACAUGUCUCUUUCUCAAGCUCUCGAUGACAUUGAGAAAUGAACAUGAACAGGGGACUGUCAGCGAGCAGAAAUAUUUCUGCCGCUCUGAAUCUCUUAUCCCGUCAAGGGUGCACACAGGCUCGGCAAUGGUCGCAGGUACAAACUGCUUUAGGCUUGAUCAGUGGAAGCAAUCCGUCCGAGCUCCUUUCACAGGCCGAACUCAGGCGAUCUUUACCAUCUCAGUUCAGGAAUAACGAACAUGGACUCCUACCUGUCAGAUUCUGUCUCUCUAUAUCAUUGACCUCGUCGAGGGCGCGCACGCACUCAAAAGUGGUCGCAGG
Messenger RNA from Triticum dicoccoides, 819 nucleotides. RefSeq lists its product as uncharacterized. The record is from RefSeq and is a predicted model, not a curated record. Bases 19 to 732 code for a protein of 237 amino acids. Lineage: Eukaryota; Viridiplantae; Streptophyta; Magnoliopsida; Poales; Poaceae. The transcript is spliced from 6 exons.